GCGUAACGCGGGGCAGAGACACCUCGGCCCGGAGUGGAGGCGACCGGCGUGGGUCCGAAGAUGCGCCCCAGCCCCUCGCGGUCCGGCCGGGCGACAGGGCGCGGCCGCGCGCCUCCGGGGCCUCGGGUUCCGCCUCGGAGAAAUGGGUCCCCGCGGGCUCCCGGCGGUGGGGAGGGCGCGGGGCGGUGGGCCGGGGGCGCCGAAGGGGUUAACGCACCUGGGCCGCCGCCGCCCCUGGCGGCCCCUCCUCCCGCCGCCGGGAAGAGGAAAGUCACCGCGGGGGCGCGGCCCGGCCUCCGCCCGCCCCGCGCCGCGGCGCCCAGAGCUGCGACCCGCGCGCCCCGCUCCACCGCCGCCCCGGCCCGGGCCGCCAUGUCUCUGUGGAAGAGAUCCCUCUACAGGAGCGUGUGCCUGGCCCUGGCCCUGCUGGUGGCCGUGACGGUGUUCCAGCGCAGUCUGACCCCCGAUCAGUUUCUGGAGGACCCCCUGCCACCCACCCAGGGGCCACAGAAGGACCAGAAGCCACAUGGACACCUAGUGAACCCCAACAGCUUCUGGAAGGACCUGAAAGAAGUAGCCACCCCCCCACUCAUGGCCUCACGGGGUCCCCAGGUCUGGGACGUGACUACCAACAACUGCUCAGCCAAUCUCAACCUGACCCAGGAGGCUUGGUUCCAGGCCCUGGAGCCGCACUUCCAGCAGUUUCUGCUCUAUCGCCACUGCCGAUACUUCCCCAUGCUGCUGAACCACCCAGAGAAGUGCAAGGGUGACGUCCACCUGCUGGUGGUGGUCAAGUCGGUCAUCACGCAGCAUGACCGCCGCGAGGUCAUCCGCCAGACCUGGGGCCGCGAGGAGGCGGCGGCGGCGGGAGGAGGCCGCGGGGCCGUGCGCACCCUCUUCCUGCUGGGCACGGCCUCCAAGCAGGAGGAGCGCGUCCACUACCAGCAGCUGCUGGCCUACGAGGACCGUCUCUACGGGGACAUCCUGCAGUGGGACUUUCUCGACAGCUUCUUCAACCUGACCCUCAAGGAAAUUCACUUCCUCAAGUGGCUCGACACCUACUGCCCCGACGUCCGCUUCAUCUUCAAGGGCGACGAUGACGUCUUCGUCAACCCCACCAACCUGCUCGAAUUUCUGGCCGACCGGCGGCCACAGGAGGACCUGUUUGUGGGCGAUGUCCUGCAGCACGCCCGGCCCAUCCGCAGGAAGGACAACAAAUACUACAUCCCCUCGGCCCUGUACAGCAAAACCAGCUACCCGCCGUACGCGGGCGGCGGGGGCUUUCUCAUGGCCGGCGGCCUGGCCCGGCGCCUGCACCACGCCUGUGACACCCUGCAGCUCUUCCCCAUCGACGACGUCUUCCUGGGCAUGUGCCUGGAGGUGCUGGGCGUGCGGCCCGUGGCCCACGAGGGCUUCAAGACCUUCGGCAUCUCGCGGAACCGCAAUAGCCGCAUGAACAAGGAGCCUUGCUUUUUCCGCUCCAUGCUCGUGGUGCACAAGCUGCUGCCCGCCGAGCUGCUGGCCAUGUGGGGGCUGGUGCACAGCAACCUCACCUGCUCCCUCAAGCUGCAGGUGCUCUGAACCCCACUGGACUGCCAGCCAGGAUAGGCUGGGGCUGCAGGAGCUGGGCGUUACUGGGGUUCAGGCCGGCCCUGUGUGCCCCGGAGGGUGGUGGGGUGCAGGUAGCUGGAGUAGGGCUCCCUGUGCAGACACUUUCUGGAAAGUGAGUUCCAGACCCGGGAGGGAACGGCUGGACCUGCCCAGGAUGGAGAGGGGCAUCUCGGGAGGGAGGCCACUGGUCACUGGCAGCCCUCCUACCCCAGGUCCGUUCCCUGGCCCCCUCUCCUCUGAAGGAGCCCCAUGCUCAGGGUCUGUGGCUGCCCUCUUUGUCCCACAGAGAUUCUCUUCUUGUGAAAUGCCUCAGUCUCCCCACGGGGCCCAUGACUGGGACUGGGGCCCUUUCAGGAGGAGCUCAACCCUGCAGGCUCACAGGCCCCCACGGUCUCCUGGGAGACAGAGCCUCAGAAGCCCCUCAGCACAGCACCCCCCAUGCGCCUGGAGCCCGGCUGUUUAAUCUUGGCUCCCAGCCUGCUUCCCUCCAGGAUGCCCAGAAGGCACAACUGGCCACGGACUACCUCAGCACCCUGCACACCCUCUGGAGGGGCUGCAGCCCUCGCCCCACCCCACCCCACCCCCGACACCAGGCAAAGGAGCUGUGCUCCUGACCCCCCACACACACACACCGUCACAGUGCUGCCUGCCCCCUGCCCAGGUCCUCCUGCAGCCCCACGAGGCCCCGCUCCCUGGCCGGAAACCGGCUGGUUUGGCCCUGGAAGCGGACACUCCUCUGUUACUGUGAAGUUUUAUUUAUGAAGAAUUUGGAGGAAGGAGGCUCCAGGCGGUGGUGGCCAGUCUCCCUGCCCUUCCCUUCCCCCAUCCCAAUAGGCACCACCUCCCUUGGCUCCCCGGACCCCCCCCCAUGCCCUCCCACCCUUCCAUCCCCAGAGCCCCACCCUACCUGCACCCCUGCUUUUCCAGGGUUCUGACUAGACCAUCACUUGCCCCCUGUGAAAGGAUGGGUGACCCCUGCAGUCUGCUCCGCCAGGUUCGGGGGUCCCUGGGGGUGGGUGUGAAAGGGUGCCACCUCCUACCUCAGGAUGGAAUCACCUGGGUAAAGAGGGAGGAGUCGUCUCUAUUUUCUCAAUAAAAGGGGACUGUGGUUUUCA
Molecule: messenger RNA, 2726 nt
Organism: Choloepus didactylus (southern two-toed sloth)
Lineage: Eukaryota; Metazoa; Chordata; Mammalia; Pilosa; Megalonychidae
Gene: B3GNT7
Product: UDP-GlcNAc:betaGal beta-1,3-N-acetylglucosaminyltransferase 7
Exons: 2
Coding region: 61-1581 (506 amino acids)
Cellular component (GO): membrane
Molecular function (GO): hexosyltransferase activity
Source: RefSeq, a predicted model, not a curated record